This is a messenger RNA of Gloeophyllum trabeum ATCC 11539, 1961 nucleotides long. RefSeq lists its product as uncharacterized. Gene Ontology annotation, biological process: DNA-templated transcription. The coding region runs from base 1 to 1818 and encodes 605 amino acids. The transcript is spliced from 16 exons. Gene Ontology annotation, molecular function: DNA binding; zinc ion binding. The record is from RefSeq and is a predicted model, not a curated record. Gene Ontology annotation, cellular component: nucleus. NCBI's taxonomy places the organism in Eukaryota, Fungi, Basidiomycota, Agaricomycetes, Gloeophyllales, Gloeophyllaceae.
AUGCAGAACCAGAUACAUGAGCUCGCAAAGACGCUUCCGCCUCCCAGAAAGCAAAAUACAGCUUGCGAUGCUUGCAGGUGUGCUGUCCCGCAUGACGAAAGUAAAGUGCAAUCGCUUGCCAGGACAAGACAAGGUUCACAUUAUUCCCAACAAGCCACCAGCGAGAAGAAGCGCUCGACUGGCGGGCAGCGGCGUCCAAGGGCCAUCAGUACAUCACACUCGAGUGGCUCACCGUCCAACCUACCGACGCCCUCCCCCUUCCAAGCCUUCAAUGCCGUCGUGAACACACACACGCCGACACGUCAGCUGCUCGCCUACUUAUUUUCGCCACCGCUCGAAAAUGCCACGGUCCCUUCCUACGUCGACUGGGGAGAGCUGGCGCCCAAUCUAGAGGAUGAAUCGUUCCGACUCGAGUUCGCCCUCGACUUGGUGGAAGUAUUCUUCCAGAUAGUCCACACCCGGAUCCCCUUGCUCAAUCCCACUCAAUUCCGCACUCGAUUCAAACAGUCGCUCACAGUGCAGCAUUCUUCGCCUAUUUAUCAGGAUAAACCUCUCCACCCCGCGCUCGUCGCCACUGUCAUCGCCUGGGGCGCGAAAUUCUCUGAACACCCCUUGCUCGUGGCUGAUCGGCGGCGGAAUGCCAAUGGCCAGAGCCAUCUGGCGCAAGCUCUGAUCAACAGAGCUAGGGAGCUGGCGGAGUCGAUGAAGGUAUAUAGGAUGGCUAGCGCAGACAAUGUGGUCAUAUCCUUGUUGAUUGAGCCAUUGCAAGCGCAGAGUCCGGAUGAUCCCAACGGUUUCCACCGGUUCUGGCUCAUAUCUGCUAUAAGGCUGCUAUUGGAUCUUCAAAUCAAUCACAAAUCCGUGAUGUCCAAUAUAGAGGACCCGGAAGCGCGUGGCACUAUGAUAUUUGCUUGGUGGAUGGCAUUGCUAUCAGACGCCUUCGGAUCCGCUUAUUACCGUAGGAAACCUAUGCUUGACGAUGACGACUACGAUAUUGAUUUCUACACAGCGGAGCCUGUACCUGCUGGACCCUCUGAUACUAUGACCCCGUCUCCUCGAGAGCAGUACGAAUUUCUUGGAUAUUACCGUGCCUCCCAUGCCCUGGCCCGCAUCUCCCGUCAGAUGUCACGGCAGCUGUGGCGGCCGGCAACUGAAUCGGACGGUAUUCCCUUUGAGGUCCUUUGCAACUUCGUCCAGCUGCUCAGCGAGUGGCGAGACCAGUAUCUCACCAAAGUCGGUGUCCCUAGCAAUUUCCAGGCUACGUGGGACUUUGUGUCAGCCGUGUCAGCAUGUGGUAGCGAUGCAACCUAUCAUGUUAUGUGGAUUAUCCUAUUCAACGCCUUGGACGACUUCGGGAUCAAAGAAGUCAACGAUAAUGCGCGGUUAGGCAAUCCCGCUCCGAACCACGCCCAAAUCGAGCGCGUGAAGGCAAAGGUCAUGGAGGAAGCCCUUCAUGGAUCUCUGCGAAUAUCGGGCCUGGCGGGGGUUCUGACAUCCAAUGGAUACCUGAGGUUGGAUCCAGCAGUUAUGCAUGUCAGCUGCAUUCAGGCCGGGACGCUUUUGGCUCGUCUGGGACGCCCGGAGGUUCAGAAUUGUAUAGCUGGCUUGGAGCAGUACAGCGCUGCGUACGCGGAAGCGGCAGACCAUGCUGCGGAGAUGAAGCGUCAUUACGCUGCUGCUCGAGCUGGCGAGUCAGACUUUGGGCACAUGUCCACCGUUGUACCGCGGCUCGUCGGGAUGGAGGCGGGCCAGGCCAUGAAUGUAGACCAAGCGCAGUUCUCUAAUAAUGGCGCGAACAAUCCGAUGCAAUAUCUAUGACAUGGCCGUGUUCCAUUCAUCCACCUCUCCCUCCGUGCGAGGAACUUCGCUGUCUCUUGUUAUUUGUUAUGUUGUAGAACCAUCUGUAGUGGAGUCGCAUCGUUAAGGUCUAUCUAAUGUUCCAGAGACAUUGGUUAUCCGGG